AAACAGAAGGCUAUACUAGAUUUAUUAGCCUUUGGCGUCUUCUAUACUAGAGGAACAGCGUCCAGAUCAGGGUUUAUUUCUUCAGACUUGCAGUAGUAGGAGCUGUGGCUUGGAUUAGUUAAAGGUUUGAUUGGGGUUUAAGAUCAUCAAUCUUGCUCAGUUGAUUUGGGCAAAUGAAUAUGAAUAGAGGCGUUGUUGGUGACAAAUGGUCCAUGAGGAUUUUGUGGCUCUGUGCUAUUGGAAGUGCUGUAGGCUUGUGGAUGGUUGGUGUAGACAGACAGGCUCAGAACAGGUCUAGAGCGUUAGCUGAAAGCUUGAAGGCCAUGGAUGCUGCGGAUAGCCAAAGUGGUGAAGGAGCUUAAAGAAACAGUCAAGUCAUCUCAAUAUGCGUACAUUGUCUCUAAAACCUUUUCGUAUGCCUUUUUGUAGUUCAAGUCAAAACAUUUGUUUUAGGUAUGCACUGAAUUUGUGUCUUACUGUGGGUUGCAAAUGAAAGUUUGUUUUAGUAUUCUGAUUUAAUCUUGUCCAUCUUGGAACUGAACCUAGUAUGGUGGUAGGUUGUGAAUAAGCAAAUAACGGAGUGCGAAUAUUCAGUAUGUUUCAUUAUAUCUCUGUUGUCACUUGCUAGUAUUGCAUUGUAUUGAUGGAAAAUUACCUUGAAAUGGAAUGUUCCAAUAUUUAUUUUAUACAGAUUGCUAAGAA
Molecule: messenger RNA, 702 nt
Organism: Papaver somniferum (opium poppy)
Lineage: Eukaryota; Viridiplantae; Streptophyta; Magnoliopsida; Ranunculales; Papaveraceae
Exons: 3
Coding region: 174-362 (62 amino acids)
Source: RefSeq, a predicted model, not a curated record